AGCGGCCGGCGCGGGGUAUUGUGGGGGCCGGCGCAGGCGCACACGUGGGGUCAUCAUGGCGGCGCGUGUCCUCCUGCUCUCCUCGGGCUGCCUCCGGCGCUGCAGCCGCAACAGCGUCUCCUUGUCGCUCGGGCGCCACGGCCUGUCGUUGCCGCCCGCCGCCCGCCUCGGCCACCCGCCCUUCCUCUCUUCCUCGACCCUCCCGCCGGGGCCCGCCAGCCUCACGCCGCAGGUCUCUGGAACGUUCCUUAAGUUAUGUCGCCAUUACUGUGCACCUCCUCUGACCCUGGGUGGCAUCAGAGAGCAGGUCAUUUACGUCCUAAAACUAUACGACAAGAUAGAUCCAGAAAAACUCACGGUAGAUUCCCACUUCAUGAAGGAUCUGGGCUUGGACAGCUUGGAUCAAGUGGAGAUCAUCAUGGCGAUGGAAGAUGAAUUUGGGUUUGAAAUUCCUGAUGUGGACGCAGAGAAGCUGAUGUGUCCACAAGAAAUUAUAGAUUACAUUGCUGAUAAGAAGGACGUGUACGAAUAAUUGUUUGUGUCAAGCCAAGCAAUUCUGUUCUGCCCUGAGGGCUAGGAUUAUGCCAGCAGAACGAUGGGGCCUGGCAAGGAAGCCCUGUGCUGUGUUGAAUCAUUAUUGCGCUCAUAUGAAUAGUUCUGUUGGCUGCUGUAUUUAAAGCUGUAUAAAUAUAUGUUGGCCUUCAAAAUAAAGAUAAGACUAGUACUUCUUUAUUCCAA
Rhineura floridana is the source of this 738-nucleotide messenger RNA. It is a transcript of the gene NDUFAB1, whose product is annotated as NADH:ubiquinone oxidoreductase subunit AB1. The transcript is spliced from 5 exons. The record is from RefSeq and is a predicted model, not a curated record. The coding region runs from base 56 to 532 and encodes 158 amino acids. Gene Ontology annotation, biological process: fatty acid biosynthetic process. NCBI's taxonomy places the organism in Eukaryota, Metazoa, Chordata, Lepidosauria, Squamata, Rhineuridae. Gene Ontology annotation, cellular component: mitochondrion. Gene Ontology annotation, molecular function: acyl binding; acyl carrier activity.